Messenger RNA from Oncorhynchus nerka (sockeye salmon), 839 nucleotides. RefSeq names its product ubiquitin conjugating enzyme E2 Wb (gene ube2wb). NCBI's taxonomy places the organism in Eukaryota, Metazoa, Chordata, Actinopteri, Salmoniformes, Salmonidae. Bases 107 to 562 code for a protein of 151 amino acids. The transcript is spliced from 6 exons. The record is from RefSeq and is a predicted model, not a curated record.
GGAAAGGGAAAGAAUUGUCUUUUUCACAACGCUUCCCCUCCCAUCCCAUGUGAUAUCCUGACGCAGCGUCACGUUUUGCGUCGCUCUGACGCAGGGGGUUUCCAUCAUGGCGUCGAUGCAGAAAAGGCUACAAAAGGAACUAAUGGCUUUGCAAAAUGAUCCACCCCCUGGAAUGACACUCAAUGAGAAAAGUGUACAGAACACCAUCACACAAUGGAUUGUAGAUAUGGAAGGAGCCACGGGCACACUCUAUGAAGGAGAGAAAUUUCAGCUGCUUUUCAAAUUCAGUAGUCGGUAUCCUUUCGAUUCACCUCAGGUAAUGUUCAUGGGAGAGAAUAUACCUGUACAUCCUCACGUUUAUAGCAACGGUCACAUCUGUCUUUCAAUACUAACAGAAGACUGGUCGCCAGCCCUCUCAGUGCAGUCAGUCUGUCUCAGCAUUAUCAGUAUGCUGUCCAGCUGCAAAGAAAAGAGACGGCCCCCUGAUAACUCCUUUUACGUAAAAACGUGUAACAAGAAUCCGAAGAAGACAAAAUGGUGGUAUCACGAUGAUACAUGCUAAUUCACUUUCUAAAAGUCCUACUGUCCCACAUAAAGCACUUUUGAAUCAUACAGUCACUGAACUCUGACCUUUUGACUGGAACAAUGGACACCGUGAUGCCCCGGAGACUCUUUUUUAUUUUAUUUUUAUUUUAUUUUUAAACUGCAUUUCCCAGAGGGCAGUUGGGUGCAUGUUUUUGCCGGUUGUAAUAAAGGAACGUUAUAUGUCCCAACAAUGGAUUGUUUUGGCAAAAAGCAAUGGUUUUGAAGUGAAGAUUAUUAUAUUAUUAUUGUUUUGA